Messenger RNA from Astrephomene gubernaculifera, 2605 nucleotides. Lineage: Eukaryota; Viridiplantae; Chlorophyta; Chlorophyceae; Chlamydomonadales; Astrephomenaceae. The record is from the annotation of a GenBank genome assembly.
AUAUGCGUUCACUCCACUAUACAUCACCUAACAAACCAAAAUAGCUAAGCUGCAAUGAUUAUCCUUGCUUAAGGGUUCCUAUUGGAGGCCCCGACUCUCGAUAGUAGAAAGACCUUGCUACUACAUACAAUGGCAACGAAUGUGAAUUCACAUUUCCGCAUGAUGAACAGCGGAUUUGGGAAACAUUCUUUUCGGCGAUGUGAGCGUGUGGUCCGGACGUCGGCUGGCAGGACGCGCACCGGAUUAGCAACAUCCACCUCGCGAGACGCGACCAGGAGCACACCAGUUCCUGUACCAGUUGUUAAGGACUGGGUGCGAGGUGUCGAGGCCGCCUCCUCCUCUUCACGCGCAGCUUCAUCAGGAGAUGUCGCACCGCCCUUCCGGCAGAGCCGCAGCCUCCGUCUGCUGCAGGCUGAGAGCCGAAAGCUCGGAGAGCGGCGUCUUGUAGCGUUCAUAUCCGCGGUGGCUUUCCUGACGCUGGCCUGGUACGGCCAGGACCUGCUCACCCAACUGGGCCGCAUCACGCGACUUCCGAUUGAGGAGCUUGACGGGCUGAUCUACUUCUUAGUGGGCUUCUUCGCGGUCAGCCUGGUGCUGCCCAAGUCGCGUUACACGCUGUAGUAGGGCAGCAGGAGAGAUGUCCGGUAUCAGGGGCGGCAGGAUGGCAGCAGUGAGUGGCAGGGAUGGUAGCGACAGCAGCGGCAGGUUCAAGUAGAAACAACUAACUGACCGUGUGAACGCCAGGGAUGGUGGCGACAGCAGCGGCAGGGACAACAUCAACACGGCAGCAGGGGCAGGCGUGGCCCGCCUGGUGAGCACACGCUGUAGCAGGCAGCCAAGCUGCAGCAGCGGCUAUGUAGCAGGAGCCGUGGGGACAGGAUUAGCAGUAGCAGCAGCGGCGGUUAGCAGUGUUGGGGAUUGCAGUAGCUGCUGGGGAAACAGCAACCGCCACGUUAACAGCAGCAGGAGUAACAGUGCUCAACGUUUGUGGAUGCUGCAACCGGCUGAGAUGCAUGAGGCACCAGCCUCGAUGCAGCUUGCAUCAUCUCACCAUCUCGUGUCAUCACCUUGACGCAUAUGUGAGCGAAAGCGCAAACCGAAGAUUAGGGUGGUUAUCGCUUCUACGCAAGAGCGUGGCAGCUUGUACAAUGUUACUUGCUCAAGGUGGCGCUUCGGGGGCUGACCCAUGCGCUUUGGGGCAACAUCUUUCCUUGAGAGGGCCGCGUAGGUAGGAGAAACACAAUAUUGACAUGAUACCGUUUAGAGCUAUUCUUUGGGGCGUGUUCCCCGUUCGUAGCUGCAGCAGAAAUCUGGCGGAAGACUGGGGAAGCUGCUUCGUUUUGCCCGUGUGGCUAUAGUUGUUAUAGGCGAGUUACAGUGAAGGUGGAGGGGAGGGGAGGCCGGAUCUGCAGUAUACGUGCAGGGAUGGCUGAAUGUUGAGAAGAAGAGCAUGAGUCGGUAGAGCUGUAGAGCGCGACUGCACGAGCACGUUAGGAUGAAAUGUAGCAGAGCGGAACGUGCGGACAUUCCUCACGGAUAUGUUAUUACGGCAGCGGUUCCGUUUUGAGAGUCGCGUGGGUCUUAUGCGGAUUCGACCUUUGAUGCUGAUCUGGGUCAGGCUCGCUCAUAUGCGGGGACUGAAGGGGGUUGAUGAUCUGGGUUCGGAAACUCUCAUGAUUGGGACUGCAAACCGGCAAAUUUUGAUCUGGGCGAGAUUGAGUUCGAGUCGGGUUUGUACGAGUGCGAGUAGAUGCUGUUGUGUAGGGCCACUGUUUGCCUCAAGAGUUUGCUAAUGACGCGUGCAUGUCGGGUAGGUCGGAAGGAGAGGAGAUGUCACUGCCUGUGGCUAGGUUUGCAUGGCAUAGGUGUGCGUGCAGUUCGCCUACUCAUUGAACAGACCUGCGAGAGAAGUGCAGCGGGGGCAUGAUCCGAAUGGAGUACGACUUGGUUGAUUCUGCCAAUCGAGGCACGCGUGGGUGGACCCUGGUGUACGUGUGUUCCUGUGGAAUAGGGCAUGCUAGGAGGGGAUUUGCUUGGAAGCAUGACGCCGCAUGCAUGGGGCGCUUUUCUCUGUCUUCAAACCAUGCUGCAUUGUCAACCGUUGUGUAAAGUAUUACUACUGUUAUGGAAGUUGGCACAUGUUGCCAUUACGAUGUGUGUUUUGUCGUACUGUGCCACGGCUGUACUGCCGGGAGCAUUUCGGUCGUACAAUUGUGGAGUUAUCCUAGGCCGGGGGCGAGGUACGGGGUGCCGUAGAGUGUAGCCGACAGUAUAGCAUGUUUGACUUGAUUAGCAAGACCUCGUUUUUUGCUACCUCCUGCGUGCCGUCCAUGAUGCUGCUUGAUUAUGUAGGCCGACUCCUAACAGUUAUAUAAAUACGGCGGCGUACCUUACUAAUACGACAAUGAUUGGAAGUUGCCGAGUGUGGUUGACGGCGCUUUCGUUUUACACAUUGACAUGCGAAUUCGCGUUAUCAAACACUGACACGCACAAACUCUUAUAGCCAACGCAAUGCGUGGUGUUUUCCCACGGAAUCCCGACUGGCUUGGAAGUGGGAUUCAAUUACGAACGAACUUAAUGACGCAAUGUAACAAUACAUGCUAGA